Molecule: messenger RNA, 3831 nt
Organism: Strongylocentrotus purpuratus (purple sea urchin)
Lineage: Eukaryota; Metazoa; Echinodermata; Echinoidea; Camarodonta; Strongylocentrotidae
Product: endothelin-converting enzyme 1
Exons: 17
Coding region: 110-2458 (782 amino acids)
Biological process (GO): protein processing
Cellular component (GO): plasma membrane
Molecular function (GO): metalloendopeptidase activity
Source: RefSeq, a predicted model, not a curated record
GUUGCCAUCAUAUAAGAUUGUCGUCUGCGUACAGCUUCAGUACACUUUGUUGCAGCUCAGCUCAGGAACGAAGCGCCAAUCACAUCAUUAGUCUGCAGUUGUUAUUCAAAUGGCAAGAUGGAAGAAGAACGGUGGCAGCUAUUGGUGGAGGAACAACAACGGAAUCACCAUGACAGCAAACGGAGAAAAAGAUGCAGGUCAGCCAAUGCUGGGUUGGACCGAGGAUCAGGAAGACGAUUAUUAUCUCAGACCUGGUUUGAGGUUCGCCCUAGCCAGAGAAAAGAAGCAGGAUCGCUGUCUAGCCAUCUUGACGUUUGUAGCUUUCUUUAUGCUUGUCGUCAUUGGCACCUGCAUUAUAGUUCUCACAACCAGGCACUAUGUGAAGCCAUGCACAGUAUGUGAUUCGGUGGAGAGUGCAAUGAACUUGAGCGUGGAUCCAUGCCAGGACUUCUACGAGUAUACCUGUGGUAACUGGGUUGCCAAUGUGAAAGUACCAGAAGGAUACUCCAAGUGGGGAACGUUUGGAGAAGUCUACAGCCGGAAUAACGAUUUACUUUUAAAGCUUCUUGCAGAGGAGGGAUAUGAAUACAAUGGAAAUCACAGCGAAGCCCUGAGAAAAGCUAAGAACUACUACCAUGCAUGUAUGAAUGUGACAGCCAUUGAAGAAGCAGGUUCAGCACCACUGAAACAGUUGUUGAACCAGCUUGGUGGCUGGAGCAUCCUACCACGGAACACACCUGGUAUCGUCGACUGGGAUGAAACCUCAUUUGACCUCACCCGAGACUUGACAUCCAUCCAUCUUAAAGAUGGGUCUCCUCUCUUCGAUAUGGGAAUUGCUCCCGAUGAGAAGAAUUCCAGUGUCGGGAUCAUACAGUUCGUCCAGGAUGGCAUAGGCUUCAAUGCAAUUGAGCUCUACUCCGAUAAUGUCACAACUCAUGAGGAGGCAUACGCUGCACUGGGAGCCAAAGUGGUCUUGCUUCUCUCUCUCGCUGACGAUGAAAGUGUAGUCUUAGAAAAUAUAACAAGCCAUUCCAGUUAUGCACCUGCCUUAGAAAGAAUGAGAAAUAUAGUCGAGUUUGAAGCUAAUAUCAGUAAAAUAUACAUGCCUAAAAAUCUUGUCAGAGACCCGUCCAAAACAUACACAAAAGUUACUGUGAAAGAGUUUGCUGAUAUAAUUCCUCAAAUCAAUAUGACCUAUUACCUGAAUGAGAUGUUUGCUACCGCAAUAUCUCCAGACCGGAAAAUAUUAGUACCUACCUUCUCCUAUUUUGUCAAGUUGAACGAUCUUCUGAAGCAAACUGACAAAAGAACUCUUGCUGACUACCUGACCUGGAAUGCAGUCAAACCCACCCUCAGGUUCCUCCCUAAGAUCUAUGAAGACAUCAUUCUGAAGUACAGCAGCGUCUUCAGUGGUUCCAACACCACUGUCCCUCUAUGGCAAAAGUGCCUGCAGAGAACCGACAAUACAUUCACGUUUGUGACGGGAGCCCUCUUUGUUAGAGAGGUUGUCACUCCACAGCUCAAGAAUGAGACCCAGGACCUGAUCCAUUACAUACAAGAUGCCUUCAUAGGAAACCUACCCAAUGUGACUUGGAUGGAUGAUGCGACUAAAGAGGCUGCAGAAGAGAAAGCUUAUGCAAUCAAACCUAAGAUAGGAUUCCCAGAUUGGAUCGAAGACACUGUCCAGUUAGAUGCGUACUUCAAAGAUAUAAACAUAACAGCAACUAGCGUAUUCCAGAAUGCCAUGAAUGUCGGGCAUUAUUCUCUGCUAUACUUGAGAGACCUUCUUGAUAAACCGGUUGACAAGAAUGAAUGGCACAUGGGACCAUCAGAGGUGAAUGCUUACUACUCAGCAACAUUCAAUGAGAUAGUCUUCCCUUCCGGUAUACUCCAGGCUCCAUUCUAUGAUGUAUCACGACCAAUGUCAAUGAACUUUGGUGGUAUUGGGAUGGUGAUGGGUCAUGAGUUGACCCAUGGUUUUGACAACCACGGUCGUGAGUUUGACAAGGAUGGGAACUUGAGGGACUGGUGGGGUAACGCCUCGGCUGUAGCCUAUAAGAACAAGACAGACUGUAUGGUAGACCAGUACUCAAGCUACAAGAUUGGGGAUAAACAUGUGGAUGGUGUGUUCACACUGGGUGAAAACAUUGCAGAUAACGGCGGUCUGAAGCUUGCAUACCAGGCCUACCAGCAGUGGCGUGAGACGUUCAACGACACCAUGGGUCUGCUGAGUGGUCUAGGUAUGUCUCAGGAUCAGCUCUUCUUCGUGGGCUUCAGCCAGGUCUGGUGUUCCUACGCUACUCCUCAGAGUGCGGAGAUGUCCAUCCUGACUGAUACUCAUACUGCCGAGAAGUUCAGGGUUAAUGGUGCUGUAUCAAACAUGCCAGUAUUUUCAGAUGUCUUCAACUGUCCAUCUGGGACUCCAAUGAACCCGAAAAAGAAAUGUGAAGUUUGGUGAACGACAACAAGCUGAAGUAUCGCCUAUAUCAAAGAGAGUCUAAGAGAGCUUUAGAAAAUAAAUGUGCAAGCAAAGUAUAGUGUCCUUUUGCUUUGGAAAAAGGGUAUAUUCUACCAAUUUGUGUAUUAGACUUCCAUUUUAUGGUUAUAGUUAGACUUUUACACUGUAAGUGUGUGAACACAUUGACUCCUGGAAUCGGGUGGUUCCUGUAUUAAGCCUAUAGGAAUUAAACAAUUCAGGAGUCAAUGGGUUAAAAUCAUAUACAUUGAAAUAAUGAUAUCAUCUGUUGAAAGCUAGAAGGGCACUAUCUCAUACUUUUUUUUAACAUAGAUUUAAUGCCCUUUUAGCUCUCAAUGGUCUGUUUGCAAUGUCAUAUAUUAAGGAGUGGAGAUGAUUGACUAUGAAUUUCUACUUAGUAUUAUUAUGAAUCAAAUUAACAGCUUUAUUUUCAAGAAUUCAAACCACCCUAUUGACCAUCGCCUUAUGAAAAAUAUAUUGUCAUGAUCAUGUUUACGAUGCCACCAAGUUUAUAAAAAUGUUUCACAACGCAAGUUUGUAAAAUAUGUUAUCGAUCACAGUGCCUUUUUCCAUUGUUCAUCUUAUUACAUCGAAUUCCAUCAUUCCAAAUCAUGAAACUUCUGAAUAUCUAGAAGAAGAACAAAUUUUUCUUUGUCUAAGAAUAUUGUAGUUGUAAUGUAAUUCAUAUUUAAUACCUCUAUUACCUAUGAUGAAGCAGAAGUGCCAAACAGGAACUUGCUUUAUGAGUUUAAGAGUAUUAUGAAUGAAUUAUGGUAUGUAAUGUACACAGAAAUAAACAAAAAGUUGGUUUGCACAACAGUUUUUGUGUAAUUCUAGCUUUGCAUUCGGUUGUAAAAUCUCAUGUAUAUUUUGGGGAUUUUAAAGAGUUGAAGUAAUGAUUUCUUUUCCAGAUUUUCACCUUACAUUACACUGAUAAAACAGUACUAUGUCAAAGAGUGUUUUUUUAUAUUCUAUAUUGAAUGACAAUCGUAACAAAAUGAUAUUUACAGACAGAAAUAGUGUGCCUUUAUAUUUCUGUAGUUAACAUUGUUGCAUGAUUUACAACGAAAUGAAUUUUAUUUUGAAACUAUCUGUAUGAUGGGGGGAUAGUUUACAUCUUAAGAUUAGUUUAAUUAUGCUCUGUGUUUAAAGUUUAAAUGUAUAGGCCAAAGCAAAUGUCUACGUAUUCUUUGUGUAGUCAUUUAGAUUGAAGUAAAAUUAGUCUAUGUUGUAGAUUUUGUUAUCUAUGAAUACAUGUAGCUUUAUCACUAAAGUUUUUUUGUAUGUGUGUUUGCUGUGUUUUAAUUAACCAGCUCAAAGUAUUUUCAACAAAUAUCAAAAUUUUAAGAAAGAAA